Messenger RNA from Purpureocillium lilacinum, 2277 nucleotides. RefSeq lists its product as uncharacterized. Gene Ontology annotation, cellular component: extracellular region. The record is from RefSeq and is a predicted model, not a curated record. Gene Ontology annotation, biological process: long-chain fatty acid biosynthetic process; ceramide catabolic process; sphingosine biosynthetic process. Gene Ontology annotation, molecular function: N-acylsphingosine amidohydrolase activity. Lineage: Eukaryota; Fungi; Ascomycota; Sordariomycetes; Hypocreales; Ophiocordycipitaceae.
AUGCUUGGCUCUGUGGCAUGUUGGCUGCACGUGGCUAACCUCCUAGCGAGCCUCGCCAUCGCGGGAGCACACGGCCAGACGUGCACCACCACCACCACCACAGGGCAAACAUCCGCAACCGCCACAUGCAGGAACGAGCCGAGAUUCUUCGAGAGAGUUGCCCCCCGUGGGGAUAGAUACCUCGUCGGCGUCGGCAAGGCUGACAUUACGGGUCCCAUCGUUGAGAUUGCGCUCGCUGGGUACGGCAAGUUCGAGCAGGGUGGGACGGGGCUCCGCCAGAGGCUGUACAGCCGCGCCUUUGUCGUUGCCGAUAUCGAGAACCCGCAGGAUCGGGUGGUCUACCUCGUUCUCGAUGAUCUGGCUGGUGAUACGGCCGUGCGAUAUGGCUUGUUCGAGGCCCUGGCGUCGUUUGGAGACGAGUACUCCGUGUAUAACCACAACAAUGUGGCCUUGACGGCGACGCAUUCUCAUGCCGGUCCCGGUGCCUGGUUCAAUUACUUUUUGCUUCAGACGCCGACUCUGGGGUUUGAUCGCCAGAGUUACCAGGCCAUUGUGGAUGGCGCCGCGUUGUCGAUUAAGCGAGCUCAUGACAGCCUUCAGGAGGGAUAUCUUGACGUGGGGACGACCGAGAUACGAAAUGCCUCCAUCAAUCGGUCACUCCACGCUUACUUGCACAACCCGGAAGAUGAGCGCGCACGGUACCCCUCGUCCGUUGACACUACCAUGACGGUGCUCCGUCUCCAGCGCAGCUCUGACGACCGUGCAAUCGGCAUCUUUACGUGGUUUGCCGUUCACGGCACGUCACUCUAUAACAAUAACACCCAUGUAGCUGGCGACAACAAGGGGGUCGCCGCCUGGAUGUUCGAGAAAGCCAUGGAGGCGGACGAUUCAGCAGCAGACGACUUCGUUGCCGGCUUCAGCCAGGCUAAUGCAGGAGACGUGUCGCCAAACACUCUCGGAGCCUGGUGUGAGGAUGGCUCGGGUGUGAUGUGCAGUUUUGACAUGAGCUCCUGCCCCAGCGGACGAACCGAUGCGUGUAAGGGCCGGGGCCCUGAGUUCCGGGCACUGGAUAACGGUGUCAAGAGUUGCUAUGAGAUUGGGCGACGGCAGUUUGACGGGGCAAGGGAGGUCUAUGACGCCAUGGACCAUUCCACCACGCCGAUCACGGGAAGCAUCAAGGCUUUCCACUUUUUCCAGGACAUGACCUACUGGAAGUUCCAUCUCCCCAACGGCACCGAGGCCUCUACGUGUGCGGCCGGCCUAGGGUACUCCACCGCCGCCGGCACCACCGACGGCGACGGGCUCGGCGGCUUCGUUCAGGGCACGACCACGGCUCCCUCGAUGGGGCCCCGCGCCUGGCUCAACCACCCCCUGAGAAGCCUUUGGAGCGCGCUAUUCAAGAUCCUCAAGUCCCCGUCUGCCGAACAGAGAAGGUGUCACGGCGCGAAGCCAGUCCUCCUGGAUGCGGGCGGCGUCACGUUCCCGUACGCAUGGGAACCGAACCUCGUGGACAUGCAGAUGCUGCGCAUCGGACAGAUGUUUAUUGCUGUGAGCCCGAGCGAGAUUACGACAAUGGCGGGGCGUCGCUGGAAGGCGGCGAUCGCGCAGGAGGCGAGACGGUUGAUGGCCACGGAAUCGCCCAUCCCGCUGGUCGUCGGCCCGGCGAAUACGUACGCGCACUACGUCACGACGCCGGAGGAGUACACGGCGCAGCGAUAUGAGGGCUCGUCCACCAUGUUUGGGCCCAACCAGCUCCCGGCGUUUAUAAACCUCACGACGAGCAACAUGCACUACCUCACGAGCAAGGCCAACCCCAUGGCCAUGACGCGCCGCCCCAAGGCCCCGAACCACACCAACUCUUCAAUCUCGCUCUUCCCCGGUGUCUUUUACGACCGCACCCCCUCGUCACGGCCAUUCGGACACGUCAUCCGCCAGCCGCGCCCGGCGUACAAACGCGGGGAUGUCGUCCGCGCGACGUUCCAGGGCGCCAACCCGCGCAACAACCUCCGCCUCGAGGAGACGUACCUUGCGCUGGAGAGGGAGGUGUUUCCGGGGCGGUGGACGCGCGUGCUGGACGACGCGGAUUGGUUCCUGCUGUACUCGUGGCGGAGGACGAGCCUCGUGCUGGGGUACAGCGAGGUGGAUGCGACGUGGGAGACGGGCGGGACGGACUUGGAGCCCGGGAGGUAUAGGAUUAGGUACUAUGGGGAUGCGAGGAGGAUGUUUGGGGGGGUGAGCGCGUUUGAGGGGACGACGGAGGGGUUCACGCUGCGAUGA